CCGAAGUUGAGUAUUGGAAAACGGCCCAGGUCUACGAUCGCACGGCAUCACGCAGCACAUGGCGAGGAAACAGCGAGGGUCCGGUGAGUAUUGCCAGUUGCACGUGACUCGUACCAGCUGUUGAUGCGGUUAUGCCCACGAUAUAAUAGUCUCAGUUACCAGGUCAUCAGGGUACCCCUCCGGUGGCUGGUAACAGCUGUCGAGGCUGCCCAUUCACGGGCCAUUGUGCGCCCAGAAUGAUAUAUCAUGGUAUACAUAAGAACAGAAGUUUAUUACCGAUUAUUUCCAGACUCAUAAAUAAAGCGCCCGGCAAUUAGCGUUGAGCGCCAUUAUGUACUUUGCUCUGUGGUCUAAGGGAUUUUAGUACUGACAGUACUAAGUGUUAAUAUUUUACAACUCAACAUUUUUCUCCACAUUUGGGUUGUAGACAAAUAAUUACUCACUAACUGCAAGUACGCCAGAACCAAAUUUCAUGGUGACACGGGCACUUUUAUCAUGAAUGUGCGUGGAGAAAGAAACGAGAUGGCAAUGCUAUCGCCGAUUCUUGAGGCCAGAAUUAACCGAAAUUUGAAUCCCCACUCGUGAUAUCAGGCGCCAGGGUGCAAUUUUCAGACACAUACCCCUAAAAAGUUCUUUCUGUCCUUGUUGAUCCAAUUUCCAGGUGCAACAGGCAGCAACAAGCACUUCAGAACUGAUCUCUGGUCUUUCAGGCAGAAGAAUUAAAAAAAAUGUGCCCACUUUUCCAGGCAGUAGGCGAGUCACGUGUCGGCCUUCAGCACUCGCUCGGUUAGUUUCUUCUCAAGGCGACGUGGAUGCCAGGCGCGCCGGUUUUUGUUAUUGUGUGUGAUCGGGGGUCUGCCAUGUGGCCCCCACCGCGGGGCCUUUGAGGCCUUAGGGGAGAGACCAAACGGGGCCGUAAAAUUGGGGCUGGCGCGUGAUCAAGGCAGCUUGCCAAGAAUUUACGCUGGUCGGAACAGAUACUUAACAUAAAGGAGGAGGUAAAUAUUCAUCAGAUGCCCCCAUUUUGUGCAAUUAAAUGAAAAUUAUGUUCUGCCCUGUAUCAUAAAUUUAAUGUUUGAAGAUGUGUCGAGGAUUCUGACAGGAAAGUACUUCUAGUAACGGAACUUGCUCCUCGAAAAAAAUAAAGUGGUAUACUAAAUAAAGCUGCGGUACAUGCAAAAUGCGUAUGCGAUAUACUGCAAAAUGUCUUACUUCAUUCAUAGGGUGUCAUUUAUUAUCAUUUCACAAAACGAGACCACAGCUUUAAAAGUUAUCCAAGGAUAGGGGGAGCAACGGGGCCAUGCCCCACCCCCAGAAUGAGGAAAUCAAUUAGAAAAGGGCAAUUUUGUGAUCUUUUUCAUUUCUGUCACUUUCAAAAGCGUGUAAAAAGCCCCAAUGUAUAGCUGUACCACUCAAGAGCCAUAAAUGGUUACACCCGAACUUUUUAGGCUCCCCAAACAAGUUGCCUGCCACCUUGAAAAUUCUUGAAGUUAUCGUGCACUGUCAUAAUCCAUAUAAUCGGGAUUCCUAAAAAAACUACAUGGCACUGUAACUCGAACCCCUCCCCCCAAAAAAAAAUCUACUGAAAAGACAAAAGAAAGCCAGGCAAUUAAUACGGGCAAAACCCACUAAACUGACGGGUAUAACGUAAUCGAACCCUUGCACGAGAUUAAAAAUGCGAGAGAAGUCUUGCUGCAUCAACCCGACUCUAAAUCCCCUUAUUAUAUCUGCAGUUUAUCAGGAAAUGCACGCAACAAGGUCAAGUGGUACAUUAUGAGCCCAAAGUGAAACAAACGACUCAUGCGACCCACACAACGAUUUUCCAGCGCAGACGAGGAACUUCCCUCCAAGUUCAAAGCCAAAUUCGCGAGGCACGCGAACCCAUUAAAGUCCACAUUAUCUAGAAUCAUCCACCGUUGUCGACAAAGAGUGAACACACUUGAUUUACGAAAACAGCCGACAUCCGAUUACGGGCUCACCAAUACAAAGACAAGUUACAACCAGCUGGCCUAAUAAAAAUUUGGGGCAGAUAAUGUGGACAAGCAACCGGUACGGAAGUGUGGUGAAAACCUUUCCAUUUCUCGCUCGCUUUGCCAGGAUCAAGGACACCAUUACAACAGUCUUUUGUUGACAAGCGGGUUGGAUGCCAGCGCAGCCAAAAGUAGACCACCACCUGUUCUACAAUCCAAGUUCUAGCUGAGGGUUUCCUACUACAUACUGAUAAAAAUGGCGGGAAACAUAACCCACACCCACCCUACCAUCGCAAUGCAUCACCUUGACAACAGCUGUUCGACUUUACCGGAUGCACAGAGGAAACUAAGCACGACCUUCUAUCUCUGAGCAAGUUAAUGACACGGUAACCAAAACAUAUUUUUCCCGCGAGGGAAGACUUUGUGAUUUAUCCAGGACAAAGGUACUGGACGUUCAAAUAACUUCGCAGAAUGUGAGUACCCAUUGGAAAAUGUUUUGACUUGAAAAAUCAGUUUAAAAAUCGAAGAAAACGACAUUGGGUAUCCCCAAACGACUGCGGAUGCUUAGUCAAGGAGAGCAGUGAGAGGAAACUUUGUGAGAAUUCUUGAACAAUAUUAAAACAUGAACCCUAGAAAAAUUACUGGUCACAAGUAGACUGCUAAAUCUCAAAGGUUUACAGACUCGUGCAUGAGGGAUACGAACCACAUUACUGUGGUCUGAGCAUGAAUACAGCGACACAGCAGCCUCACUACUAACUGCAAGUACAUGUUUUCUUUGCCUUUAAUAAAGCGUGUAAACCUUUGGCAAUAAUUCUGUGCAGAAACCUGUUUUCCGCAUGCAUGAAAGAUGCCAGCUAGGUAGACUGAACUUCCACAACACCUCUCAUUAGGCCCCCAGUAUCACAAGCACGCGAGGGGAGUGAGCUCACCCUGCUGGCACCGCUCACAAACUUUGACGACGGUCCUGAUUGGCUGGGAUGUGUUUGGACGACAUCGCUCACGCAGCCAGACAACUGGCAUACGAAGGGGGCGCAGUUUUCUAAAACAAGCCAGCAGCACGCGCCGUGGCCAGCGACAUAUGCCUGGUAUUUGCCGCCCCGCUAACGACCCAUUGUUGCACCUUUUGCAAUUGGGCUCCGGAAUGGUUUUGCUUCGACUUGGCCCCCGCGCGGACCCCAAACGGCGUUGCAUAGGGCACGUGUGUAGCGGCCGAACACCUUUUGUAAUGCGUCACGCCUUUGUGUACAGAACCAAUCAAUCAACAAAUAAGCCACGCCUCUUCGAAGUUUGAUCCAGGGGAGUGCAUCGAGAAUGUCCUGAUUCAGUCCCGAUUUUCUGGAAUUUGUUCAAAGGUUUACACACAGAAAUUACUUCUUGUGUAACAUUUACACAAAGUUAGAAACGCACAGUUUGACGUAAGAAAGCUGUGCCUGCUUCUAUGCCUGGUUAAUAUCUAUUGCCACCCCUACGCAACAGUGGACUCGCCGGACAAGUGGAAUUUGUUAUUUACAGACACUUUUGAGGGAUCUGCGAGCGAUAAGCUGUCACGAGUGGAGCUAGCUAGGUAACGACGGCGGUCUCGCGUAGCUUGUGUCAGCCACGCAAGAAGUUUUAACCCCGAGUUCUCUUGGCACGAACCAGCACAGUAUACUCGCCAAACUCCUACAGUCAUUACCUGUAUUCUGUUAUCAACACCAUGGUGUAGAUUUUCUGCGGAAUUAAAGUUAGGACUGUGGAACAGAUGUGGGUACAGCAUCGGAUCAGUCUUGUUCUAUAUUGAGCACAUGGUUGCGAAGUCAUCCGAGUCGGGCCUCGAGUUCAGCAACACGUUAAGCACUCAUGCUGCGUGGCACCAUGACUUAGAAUCGCAUCAGAAAUCAAUAUCUUCGCCACGCUGCUGAAGCGCCAUCGAGCGCGAUCUCUAAGAGCGAAGUCACUCCAAAAGAGUUCCUCCGCUGACUGGACUAACCAUAGAGAAAGAGCUGGCGAUGGGUUUGCACGGGAGGUGUAAAGGCCCCGGCCCGUAUCCGCCAGCGGUGUGGUGUUGCUUGAUCACGGGACUUUUGACAAGUUUUCUGUUGGAUGUGGUUGUUGGGAGUGGGAGUUACUCAAGUAGCUUGUGUGAUUGGUCUGGAAGCGGACUGACAGAAGAUCCAGCUGACCGCUUGGUACAUCAGCUUUAUUUCCAGUGUCCACGGGGGCGAGUUACAUGGACCUUUCCAACCAGUGCUAUUCGGAUCACGUUUAAAAGCGGCAACUUGGAUGAAGAUUUUUUAGCGUGCUUUAAAACCUCGGCGACGAGCAGCGGUGUAAAUAUCUACAAGGAAACACAAAGCACAUUGAAGAUGCUUGUGGUGUUAAACAGCCUUGAACUGAGGAGGGAUUUUUAUGAGGAAGGGAAAGCACAUCGGACGGUUUCUCCCAAUUCUGGAGCCAGUGAGGUUCACUGCUUUAGCUCUGAAAAUGGCAGAGCAACUCUCUUCCUUGAGGCCAGUCUGGACAAUUUAGGAAUUGUUAAGCAAAUUGUGGAUAUACACUAUCUGUUGGAACCACUACCGAGCAGUCAUCCUCAUCAAAGUGUGGAAGACUGCAGACCUUGUAAUGACAGCGAAAUCAUGAGAUCUUUCUGUUCAAGUGACUUUGCCGUCAAGUCCAGUAUGCGAGACGUUAUGCACGACAGUAUUUCCCAAACAGCCUUCAUCGACCUGUCUAUCAGCCAUGUCUUCAGACAGCGAGACCACAUCUUCACCCCAGCUUCUCACAGCCGCUACUCCGGGGUGGUGGUCAAGCCCCUGAGAUGCGGGGUGCGAUGGGGCGAAGGACACUUUCUGAUGAUGGGGAGUUUCGUGUUGGGCCAAGCUCGGCUGGGCUGUUCGCCCAGGUACUCCCAAGCCAGGAGGAUAGCAAAGGACUUCACCGCCAGGGGACUAAACGAGUGUGACUUGGAUGAUAUCAUCCACUUACAUCAUAACAGCAAGCACUGAUGGACCAAUUACGACACGGGUGUGGAUGAGGAACAAUUUUUGUGGCCAGCAUUCCUGGAGACCAUGAUUUCUGGAAAGAGCUGAUACUGAAGAAAAAAAAACAACUUUCGCCAGGACACAUAGCGUGGAAAACCAUGACGAGAUCUUGGUAAAUUAGACGAGUUUGACGACAACGCUUGAAGGUCACUGUUUUAUCAUUCCAAAUAUCAAUGAUGUUUAGAAUGCCAAACUCUCUGCAAGACAAUUACUUCAAAAUCCUAAAUGAGUGAUUCAGUCUAAGAGAUGUUAUGUGACAUAGUCACAUAGCCUUUUGGAAAUUUGAAGUUACAUUGAAUUUUUCAGCACAUUACACUCAUUAUAAAUUUAGAUAUGUAACCUGCAUACAUGUAGUUGUUACACACAUAUACCUCACUGUGCAUGUUUUAAACAUAGCCUUGUUUUGGUAAUAGUUAACGGUGCUAUUUAUCAAUAGCAGGGGUGUGAGAAUUCAGCUUUUUAGCUGAUUUCAGCCUUUUUUUGUUUAGACGUCGACCCAGAAUUUGAGCUUU
Acanthaster planci (crown-of-thorns starfish) is the source of this 5502-nucleotide messenger RNA. Its product is annotated as meteorin-like protein. The record is from RefSeq and is a predicted model, not a curated record. Gene Ontology annotation, molecular function: hormone activity. Lineage: Eukaryota; Metazoa; Echinodermata; Asteroidea; Valvatida; Acanthasteridae.